UCCAACAGAAGAAACACUUUAGCAUAACCGACAAAUAAUAUCGCAUCAAACGCAUACAAUCUUCAUCUUCCGUUUCAAUUCACCGGCACAACAUCACAUGACGAGUUUUUUUCCGUUUCAAUUUCGGCCGUAAUCACAAAUCAAAACAGCAACGUUUUCGCCAUAAAUGGGCAACUCCCACGGCCACCACCGUAAACGCCGUAAUGGCCCCGGGUCCAGUGAAACGGCCAAUUCGGGCUUUAAAUAUGGUCCGUCGGAUCAAGCGGCUCAAAUCCCUAGCUCUAGCUCAACGUCAGCUAAGAAGACCAGCAGCAGCAUGGUGGUCGCCUUGCCGUACGCUCACGUCGACUCGAGCUUGCGCGCCCUCUCCGCCCAGGCCGAGGGCUUCGGCCGGCUCGCAAUCGGCGGCCUCCACGGCGCCGUUUACCACGUCACCACUCUAGCAGAUGAUGGUCCGGGUUCACUUAGGGAAGGAUGUCGUCAGAAAGAACCGCUUUGGAUUGUCUUCGAAAUUUCAGGCACUAUCCAUCUCCAAUCUUACUUGAACGUGUCAUCGUAUAAGACUAUAGAUGGGCGUGGUCAGAGGAUUAAACUUACAGGGAAGGGGUUGAGGUUGAAGGAAUGUGAACAUGUCAUUGUGUGCAAUUUAGAGUUUGAAGGUGGUAGAGGGCCAGAUGUUGAUGGCAUUCAAAUAAAACCCAAUUCUAAACACAUAUGGAUAGAUCGCUGCAGCCUUCGUGAUUAUGAAGACGGACUUAUCGAUAUCACCAGAGGAAGCACUGAUAUUACAAUUUCCAGGUGUCAUUUUUCACAGCAUGAUAAGACAAUGCUGAUUGGCUCAGAUCCCUCUCAUAUUGAUGACAGAUGCAUCCGGGUUACCAUUCACCACUGUUUCUUUGAUGGGACCAGACAGAGGCAUCCUCGUGUUAGAUUUGCAAAAGUACAUCUAUAUAACAAUUACACCCGAAACUGGGGCAUAUAUGCUGUUUGUGCUAGUGUAGAAUCGCAGAUAUUCUCGGAAUGCAAUAUAUAUGAAGCAGGACAGAAAAAAGUGGCAUUUAAGUACCUUACGGAGAAGGCAGCGGACAAGGAGACGCCAAUGACUGGCCACAUUAAGUCCGAAGGCGACUUAUUUGUAACGGGAACUCAAGCAGGAUUAUCCCCCGAUGGCGGUGAACAUUGCGUGUUUCAUCCUACCCAGCACUAUCAGACAUGGACAAAAGGACCGCCCGUGGACGAUCUUAAGCAUGUUCUCCAACAUUGCGCAGGAUGGCAGUGUGUUCCGCGGCCAGCUGAUCAAGGAUUAGCGAAGUAGCCUCGAGGAAACUAAUAUUCCCUUAAAUUCCCAAGUUUUAUAUGGUAUUCAAUUUUCUGUUUCCGCUUAAAUUUAGUCGACCUCAUGUAUUUCAUCUGUGUAAAAUAACCAGUUUGUUAUUCUGUCGGUAACAAAGAUUAAUCUGCGCAUUAUUUACGCAGUCCUAUUAUUCACCGCAUAAUAAAUGGAACCCAUGUGCUGGAGAAAUUUAUCA
Malus domestica (apple) is the source of this 1529-nucleotide messenger RNA. Its product is annotated as probable pectate lyase 4. Gene Ontology annotation, molecular function: pectate lyase activity. Lineage: Eukaryota; Viridiplantae; Streptophyta; Magnoliopsida; Rosales; Rosaceae. The record is from RefSeq and is a predicted model, not a curated record.